This is a messenger RNA of Betta splendens (Siamese fighting fish), 2966 nucleotides long. RefSeq lists its product as uncharacterized. The record is from RefSeq and is a predicted model, not a curated record. Bases 271 to 1275 code for a protein of 334 amino acids. The transcript is spliced from 2 exons. Lineage: Eukaryota; Metazoa; Chordata; Actinopteri; Anabantiformes; Osphronemidae. Gene Ontology annotation, biological process: DNA integration. Gene Ontology annotation, molecular function: nucleic acid binding.
GUACCAGAGGCUGAGAGGCAGCUCUGGGUCGAGAGAGGAGCCGUUCAAGGUGAUGACGGCUUAUGGAGGAACCACGAGGGACUGUUAAUAGCCCCGAGUGGACUGUUGUCAUUGCUGAUAAAUGAAGCACACGGUUUGAGCCAUGAGUCCAGAGGUGAGGUUGUGAGACGAAUCAAGAAGUGGAACUUUUGGGCUCCCAAGCUUUAUCAGUAUGUUGAUGAGACCAUAAGUCGGUGUGAAACGUGUCUUAAAUGUAACAUCAGGCGGGGUAUGGUACCCCCAGCGGGACACCUACCAAUUCCUGAUGGCCCUUUUAAACAUCUCACCCUAGAUUUUGUAGACAUGGUACGGCCAGUACAAGGUAAGCGUUACCUUUUGGUUGUGAUUGAUCGUUUCAGCCGUUGGGUUGAGGCAACCCCCGCGAAGCACAAAACCGCCGAGACAGUAGCGAAAUUUCUGUGUCGGGAAGUUAUCCCAAGAUUUGGCAUUCCCUUAAAAAUCAGUUCAGACAACGGGAAAGAAUUCGUAGAUAAAACUGUAAAGUGUGUUUUGCAGAAACUCGGAGUAAAGCAGAGGUAUGGCAGUGUUUACUGUCCGACCUCACAGUCUGAUGUUGAGAGAUGCAAUGGGAUUCUAAAAAACAAAUUGCUGAAAAUCUGCAUGUCCACAGGUUUAAACUGGAUCGACGCUUUGCCUCUUGCUCUCAUGGCGUGUAGAGCAAGUGCUCACAGGACAUUAAAACUAACACCGCAUGAAGCUUUGCUAGGUCGACCAAUGCCGGUGCCAGCUUAUCGAGCGGUGAAGGGUCCAUCCCUGGACAUUCUAACAAGCGACAUGAGGGCGUAUGUGAAGCAAAUGACUAAUAUACACAGGAGUAUUUCCUCCCGUGUUGUGUCUUUACAGGCAAAGGAGAUUCUGGAGGAGCCAGAACCGAAAGUGAAACCAGGAGAUCUGGUGUACGUCAAAGUGUUCAGGAGAAAGUGGGACCACGCCAGACGAGAAGGUCCCUACACGGUGGUCAAAGCAACUGCAAGAGCGGUUCAAGUUCAAGGAUCCCCCACCUGGUACCACCUGAAUCACUGUGUUAAAGUACCUGAGGGGGAAAUAGGGAAAGGAGCCAAAGAAGAACGAGAUGAAGGAGGGAAAGACAAAAGGAGGGAUCUUAUUCCUCCUGUUUCUUGUAGUGACGUUGGACGGGAUGCAGAUGCCCCGCCAUCCAGGGUUCUCCGGAGACGGAAAACCAUUGAGAAAGGAGAAAGGAAAGAGGAGAGUUAAGAAAAAUGUGUUCCAAUGGCGUGAAGAAGGUGUUCCAGUGCAGGGGUGGCCAGGCCCCCUAGAUUGGGUUUCAAACGACGUCAACUGGAAGUACGCCCCGGGGGAGAUGUGGAGCGCUCAACUACAGAAAAGAGAGUGGGAUGAUAGUAGUGAGCGUACGGGUAUUUUUGUGUAUGUUAAUUCGGACCAACACGGGACAGGCUACGACUGCGGGUUAGAUUAUGUUAGGAAUGUAAAUUCCAGUAAUUUUGUUCUCUUUCCCAGGGGAGUAGGAAGGUGCGCCAUUGGAGUAAAGGAAAGUGAGCGGAAUGGAAGCAAGUUCUGGGAUGUUAAAGUAGCAUUCCGGCCACCUCAAUGCCGUUUGGACCAGGACAGGCCAUGAAGAGGCUGAGGUCGCUGAGGAUGGAGGUGAAAGAGGCGGCUGGCAGCGAUGCGAACUUGAGCUGGACAAACUGGCUGGAGAGUGUGGCCGGAGGAUGGAGACAAGGGCUGAUCAAACUGGGGGUAAUGAUUACUGUAGGAGUAAUAGCUUUGGGACUGAUUUUUUGUUGUUGUAUUCCUUUCUUGAGAUCAGUAGCGCUUAGAGCCGUGACCAAGCAGAAUUUGCAGAUGGCAGUUAUUGAGCUGGGAGAAAAGUAUGGGUGGAAGAGUGUAGGAAACGAGGAAGGUGACGUGUUUCCAGUUCCGGAAUGGAUCCACAUCACGACUCUAGACGAGGACAAGGACGAAGAAAAGGACGAGGAUGAAGACUCCCAGUUGGUGUGAUGGUGAAAACGGCCUACGAUACGUCAUGAAGGAAGAAAAAAAAAAAAAAAAACUAAUCAUACUGAAAAUAAGCUAAGAUGGUUGUUUAAUGAAUUUUAAUACUGAUGUUUUAUUAGUUGUAAUAGUCAGAUUUAUCCUUGUAUUAAUAGUAGUAUUGGAAAUGUAGCAUAUUCUUGUGGUAGCAGUAGUAUUAAAAAUGACAUAGUGGUAACCAACUUAUAUAGGUCUCAUGAUUCUGUGUAUUGUUUCAUUGUGUUUAAUAGACUUAAUAGACCUGCUAUGAGGGUCUAAGUGUGUGAAACUUGUCAGUAAUUUGUUUUUGUGUUUUUUUUUUAGGGGCCGGUACUGAAUUCACCUGUGAAACGUUCGGAGGUCAUCAAGCUGGCUGCCCUGAGAAGUCCCGUAGGAACAGUAUGAUGAAUUUGGCCAUAUUAAGUGAAAUGCCCACAUUGCUAAGGUUAAACAAAACGUAAAAUGGGGUUGGGACCUUGCUAGUGCUUAUCACUGGUUUAAGGUAGUUAAAGUAAAUUGGGCUUAGUUUAAUGGACAUUAUCUGUCCAUUGAGGGGGAAAUUCUGUAGUAUAUUCUGUUACUCUUAUGGGGUUAUUUCUGUCCACUGCAGCGAGGGUCAAGUUGACCGUGGUGUCAGAUUGGCCACUAAAACAAAUACGCUGCUGCAGCUGUGUAAACAUGGACUUUCGAUGGACACGUAGGCACUUGCUGGUUGCAUAAACAACACAGCUUUAUAUAGUGGGCAUGGGGAGAUGUUUCUUAGAGUGCUUCGCAGAGGGUCUGCUGCAGUCAUCCAGCUGACCUUUUCCGACCUCUCAGUUUGUUCUGCAGACGAACCUCCAGGUGAAUUCGGCCACCACCUCUCUCAUGAUUAUUCUGUGAUUGUACUAUUUCAUUAUGUGUAAUAAAUUCAU